AUGCCAAAACAAGUUGUAGCUGCCUUACAAGUUGGAACCUCUCCUGAGGGUACCCAAGAUACCCUGAAAAAGAUCCUUUCGUAUGAGGAAGAAAUAAAGAAAUCUGGAGCAAAACUAAUUGUGAUUCCUGAAGCAACCUUAGGUGGAUAUCCUAAGGGCUCUACCUUUGGUACUUACUUGGGUUAUCGUUUGCAAUCUGGUCGCGAAGAAUUUGCGCGCUAUCACGCCCAAGCAAUCGAAGUGGGAGCUGGAGAUCAAUACCCUGAGAUCAAUCAGCUUUGUGGAUUAUCACAGCGUACAGGUGCGGCCAUAUGUUGCGGAUGCAUCGAACGCGACGGCACAACACUGUAUUGCACCAUGGUGUUCAUCGAUCCUUAUGCUGGCUAUGUAGGUAAGCACAGAAAGUUGAUGCCUACCGCCACUGAAAGACUGAUUUGGGGACAGGGCGAUGGUUCAACAUUGACAGUUGUCGAUUCACCGGUCGGCAAAAUCGGUGGUGCCAUAUGUUGGGAAAAUAUGCUUCCACUUUUGAGACAAGCAAUGUAUGCUAAAGGGGUUCAAGUGUGGUGUGCCCCAACUGUCGAUCAAAGACCAAUAUGGAGAACUGUAGUUCAGAAUAUUGCAUACGAGGGACGUCUUUUUGUAGUGAGCGCUGUGCAAUUCAUGCCUGACGCUACCACGAUGGGAUUUGGAGACAUCGUUGACGAAUCCACUGGCAAAAGACAACUUCCAGGCUGGCCAAGCAGUGACGACAACUGCAUCAACGGUGGAAGUGUGAUUAUCAAUCCUUAUGGUGAAAUUAUAGCGGGUCCUUUGAUCGGAAAAGAGGGCCUUUUGUCUGCAGAAAUUGAUACUGAUAUGAUUGUCGAGGCACGCUACGACUUCGAUCCAGUUGGUCAUUAUACUAGAGGUGACGUUUUCCAGUUGACCGUUAACGAGAAAGCCCAAGAUAUAAAGUUCACGAAUUAA
Molecule: messenger RNA, 969 nt
Organism: Lachancea fermentati
Lineage: Eukaryota; Fungi; Ascomycota; Saccharomycetes; Saccharomycetales; Saccharomycetaceae
Source: the annotation of a GenBank genome assembly